CCAUUGUUAUCAUGUAGAUUUAGUUUGAAAUUAAUCCUUUUCGAAGCCAUGGGUUACAUUCCUGAUUAUUUCUGCUCAUACCUUCAAUCUUCUUUAUCUAUUAUAAUUUUUAUCUUUACGAUUAUCAAAGCUUGUUUAAGAUCUCAAUUUAUUGAGAUACCCACGAAAUUACACAACCUCCCCCCAGGUCCCAAACCAUGGCCUAUAGUUGGUAAUCUCCCUGAAAUGCUUGCAAACAAGCCUGCACCUCAGUGGAUACAUAAGAUGAUGGAAGAAAUGAACACUGAAAUAGCAUGUAUCCGCCUUGGAAAUGUCCAUGUAAUCCCUGUUACUUCCCCUGCCAUUGCUCGUGAGUUCUUGAGAAAACAUGAUGCUACUUUUGCAUCAAGACCAAAAACCAUGGCUACUGAAGCCAUAAGUAGUGGUUAUUUGACCACAGCUGUUACUCCCUUUGGCGAACAAUGGAAGAAAAUGAAGAAAAUCUUCGUCAAUGAGUUGUUCUCCCCCCUCAAGCAUCAAUGGCUUCAAGACAAAAGAAAUGAAGAAGCUGAUAACCUUGUGUUUUAUGUCUUCAAUAAAAGCAAAAACUUGAACCAUGAUGAUCAUGGCUAUGUGAAUGUGAGGACCGCAGCAAGGCAUUAUUGCAGUAACGUGAUGAGGAAACUGGUGUUUAACACAAGGUACUUUGGUAAAGGUUGUAAAGAUGGAGCGCCUGGUUUUGAGGAAGUGGAAUAUGUAGAUGCCAUCUUUACAUUGCUUAGGUACGUUUUUGCCUUUUCUGUUUCUGACUACAUGCCAUUCUUGAGGGGACUUGAUUUGGAUGGUCAUGAGAGCAAGGUGAAGAGUGCUAUGAGGAUUGUGGACAAGUACAAUCAUUCUAGCCAUCAUUCUAUCAUUGAACAGAGAAUUAAAAAAUGGAGUGAUAAUAAUGGGCCAGUACCAAAGACUACAGAUCAUGCUGAGGACCUACUUGAUAUUCUCAUCAAUUUGAAAGAUGCUAACAAUGAACCAUUACUGACAUCAGAGGAAAUUAAGGCACAAACUCUGGAACUUGUGCUUGGAGGAGUCGACAAUCCAUCAAAUGCAGCAGAAUGGGCAAUAGCAGAAAUGAUAGAUCAGCCAGAUUUACUUGAGCGAGCCACUGAGGAAUUGGACAAUGUUGUAGGCAAACAGAGGAUGGUCCAGGAAUCAGAUAUUCCAAAGCUCAACUAUGUGAAGGCUUGUGCAAGAGAAGCUUUUCGUCUUCAUCCCAUUACACCUUUCAAUCCUCCCCAUGUCGCUAUGGAUGAAACAACAGUUGGACAUUACUUGAUUCCAAAAGGUAGCCAUGUACUGCUAAGCAAACAAGGACUUGGAAGAAACCCAAGAGUCUGGAAUAAUGAGCCCAACAAGUUUAAGCCAGAACGCCACCUGAAAAGUGAUGGAUCUGUGGUUGUUUUGGCAGAGCAAGAUUUGAAGUUGAUGUCGUUUAGUACAGGAAGGAGAGUUUGUCCUGCAGUCAUGCUUGGUACCACAAUGACCGUGAUGCUAUUGGCUAGGUUGCUUCAUGGCUUCACUUGGAGUGCACCUCCAAACAUAUCAAACAUCAAUCACCAUGCUCCACUUGUGGCAGUAGCAAAGCCAAGAUUAGCACCAGAGCUUUAUAUCCCAACUAAAACUUAAGAGUGUUGAAUCAAGUGAUAAUGUAUUUAUUUGAAUUAAAACAUAUCAAUAUCAAUUAUAAUAAAAGGGUUGUUUAAAUAACCCUAGCUAAAAAUUGGGUUAAAUCACCUUUAAUGAGGUGUUCCAAUAAUAUUACAACAUGUGUCUUUAUUAAUCCAACUCAUUUUAUUAAAAGGUUAAAUAUGCUUUAGUCCCUAAACUUAAACUGCAAUUUGAAUUUUGUCCCUAAUAUGCACAAGGAUUUCCUUGUGUAAAGUUACACCACCAAAUAAAUUGUCCCUUCAACCCUUAGUCCAAAAAUUAAUAUCAUCUUUAUCCUUCCCAUCAUCUUCAUCAUUUUCAACCCAAAACAACUCAGAUUCAUCCCAUCCAAAUCCAGAUUAAGAGAAACAUAAUUCCAUCUUCAUCAUCAGCAUUCAUCUUCUUCUUCUCCAUCAUGAUCAUCAUCAACCCACCAUACCCAUACCCACAUCCACAAACCCCCCAAAAACAUAAUUUCAAUUUUUCGCCA
Molecule: messenger RNA, 2173 nt
Organism: Lotus japonicus
Lineage: Eukaryota; Viridiplantae; Streptophyta; Magnoliopsida; Fabales; Fabaceae
Product: isoleucine N-monooxygenase 2-like
Exons: 3
Coding region: 49-1662 (537 amino acids)
Molecular function (GO): iron ion binding; heme binding; monooxygenase activity
Source: RefSeq, a predicted model, not a curated record